Messenger RNA from Mitosporidium daphniae, 1272 nucleotides. RefSeq lists its product as uncharacterized. NCBI's taxonomy places the organism in Eukaryota, Fungi, Microsporidia. The record is from RefSeq and is a predicted model, not a curated record. The coding region runs from base 1 to 1272 and encodes 423 amino acids. The transcript has 2 exons.
AUGGGCCCCAAGCUCCUGUUUUGCUAUCGUAUCCUUAAGAAGAUUGGCAUGGUAGGUUCCAUACCGACUUGUAUUGGUCUUUGGGUUUCGUGUACUCUUGUCUUUUUCUUUAGCGACGAAGAAGCUAAAGGAAGUCUUUGUUUAGUACUCACUGUGAUCUCGUCUUUAUUCUCGAUGCUUCAAUAUCUUACUCAAGCACUCAAAAUCCUCUCUCAAAAAAAAGCCGUAUUUUAUCUUUCACAAGUGCUCGAGGGAAAGGCUCAAAAAAAGAGAAAAAUCAAGUCACCGACCCAAGAAACUCCCAUCAGCUCCGGUUUUGCUGCGGAUCCCAUCAGCUUAAGUUUUAAUUCGGAUUUGAAGAAACUUCAGGAUGAACUCAAUGCUUCUUCAAGUAUUAAUGGAAAAUAUGAAACACCCAUAUUUGAUAGUCCAAAAUAUGACAUUUCUCCCGCAGUUAAAGUAUCGUUUGUAGAAACUCAAAAUCCGGUCUCACGGUCUAAAGCAGUUCGAAAUCUGGAAACACAAUCUGACAUAAUUGGCGACCCCAUUUCAAAAUAUGGUGGAUCUUAUAAUACCGAUGCACGUCCUAAAAUAACUAACAAUAGUAUUGCACCGCUUAAAGCGCUACCUAAUCCCUCUGCUUUGACCGAGCUUUCAUCUUCUUUAAAGAAAUCACCUGCCAAUGAUUCUAUUGCAUUGCAAAGUUUUGAAUUUGCACCUUUAGUGGAUCUUGAAAGAAAUAAGUCGAAUGUGAAGGAUAAAACUGACGACAUCCCCAAAAUAUUUAACGAUGGAUUUUUCCUCAAUAAGAAUCUCAAUACAGCCAAAGUGCCAUGGUAUACAGAAAGCUUUAAGACGUUAUUCGCGGCGUUAAAUGAACUUCAAACGACUCAUUUUAUUUUUUUGCUUCCUUUGCUGAUUGAAAAGUACACGUUGAUCCUUCUUACUUUUAUCAAUGACUUUUUAUUAGAGUACAGUCUUUCAAACCAAUUCACCGCAUGUACAUUGUUUCUCAUCUAUAUAAUUUCUUUUGUAUCUGUUGUCGAGUGUUGUUGCUCCGCCAAAGAUACAUCUUCAACACCAGACGAUGAGGUCAAGAAACGCGAGAAGAAAAAGAAAAAUGCGGAAAUAUCAUCAUCGUCAUCGUCAUCAUCAUCAUCAUCAGAUUCUCAAGAUUCAUCAUCGUGGUUUACAUUUGGAAAUUCUGCGGACGAUAAAAACAGUAAGAAGUCCCGUGAUAAAAAAAAGGCUACCAAAGAUUCUUCUGAAUAA